Molecule: messenger RNA, 1829 nt
Organism: Epinephelus moara (kelp grouper)
Lineage: Eukaryota; Metazoa; Chordata; Actinopteri; Perciformes; Serranidae
Exons: 1
Coding region: 832-1599 (255 amino acids)
Cellular component (GO): nucleus
Molecular function (GO): transcription regulator activity
Source: RefSeq, a predicted model, not a curated record
GGUCCUGAUGAGGGUGUGGGCGGGGCCUCUUCAAUGAAACUUCGGCAGGAUUUAGAUUAAUAUGUCAUUUAUUUGGAUUCAUGUCUUCAGCUGAGUUUAUCAGACAGAAACCUCAUUGACACUUUCCAGUGUGUCCACUGCCACAUGAUGAGGGUUAUUAAAUAACAUGAUUUAGAUAAAACAUAAAAGUUUUAAAUGAAUCAUUCAGAGCAGAGAUGGUGCGUUAAGUGUCUGUGUGUGAGUGUGUGUUCAUACUGUUAAUGAUCAUUUAGAGCAGCUGCUGUCUUUACUCCAUUACUCCACUUGCUCCUAAAUAUGAUCCAGAAAUAUAUUCUCCCCAAAAGUCACGUGACUCUGACAAUACUGACAUGUUUAAAACUGUCCAACAACAUUACAGAGUGUUAAACUGAUCACAGUAACUGAAACCUCCUCAGUCUGCUGAGGGUUAAUGAUGAUCACAUGAGGACACUUGUUAGUCUGUUCCAAUGAAUGAGAGGAAGGACUCUUGUCUCUGCAGGAUCCUUGACAUUGAGAAACACCCAGAGUCUGAAUAAAACACUGACUCUGUCGCUCUGGAGGAAACAGAGUCGAGCUUCAGUCGUCAGUCUCUGCAGGAAAUCAUCUCCAGGAUCAGAACUGAUCCAGGAUCAGAUUGGAUUGGUGGUCCUGCAGGUCGAUGGGUCGCAGCGUGAAGAUGAAGAAUAUGUUUUAUUUUGUGGUGAACUGUCCCUUUAACAUCAGCCGGGCUCCCACAGACCUACAGAUGAAUAUGUAUCAUGGUCGUCCGUUGAGUGUAACCAUGGUGACGUGUGUGUGUGCUCCUGCAGGUCGAUGUUGGGUCGUGGCGUUAAGAGGAAGUGGAGGUGCGUGGAGGAGCUGGAGGUCGACGUCCUGCCUGCAGCCGCUGCAGAGAAGGUGAAGGAUGAGGAGGAAGACAAGGGCACGUUCCUGGUGGGUCCGUCCAGAUUGGACACGAGCCACCUGCAGCAGCGUCAGCUGGUGCUCGGCCUGUGUUUGGAGAAGCUGCGGGGGUACCAGGCGGGGGUGGAGCUUAGCCUGCGGCGCUCCGUCCUGCUCAUCAACAUGCUCAGAGAGAUCCAGGAGGACAUGCAGAGUGACGGGGCGGGAACUUGCACGCCGGACGUGCUCCUCCACCCGGAUUCCUGUGUUCUCAGGGACACCUUCAGGGAGGACAUCUCGAUGACGUGUCCCGGGUGUGCGGAGGAUGACAAGGACAGCCCGUCUCCCCCGCCGUCCCUGGAGCUCCCGUCUCAGGAGACGAACAUCUUGCCUGACCAGCAGAAGCCUCUCCCCUCAGCGGCAGUCAGUACUUUCAGUGAUGCAGUCAACGCCGUGGGCUACCUCAGCGACCUCGCCCUGGAUGACAUCUUCGAGGACAUCGACACGUCCAUGUACGAGACGUCAGACCUGCCCUCAGCCUGGGUGGCGGGCUCACUGUGGCCCGUCAGCGUGUCGCUGUGGGCAGAUGAUGACGUAAAGCUGCUCUCUCCCAGCCACGCCUCAGCUGGGAGUCUCCAGUCCUGCCUGACGGACCUGAACGAGCUGGACCAUAUCAUGGAGGUCCUGGUGAAGUCCUGAUCCGACUCUUGGACGUUUGCUGCACCUGAUCAAAGACUCUGAUGACAGCGGAGGAGGCGGGGAUCAUGGACUGAUACCAGAAUCCUGGACUUUAAGACUCCGUCUGAUGAACUUCCUGAUCACAGAGCUGACGUGUUAGGAACCGUCAAACAUCUGGACUUAUUUAUUCAUGAAGGUGUGCCUCAAACUGAACUCUGAAUAUUUAUUAUGAUAAAGAACCAUUUGUAAAA